UUGAACCCACCUCACCUACCACUUUUCUAACCUUUCUUCCCACCAGACGCAGCAGCAGCAGCAAAGGCCAAAGGAGACGCGGAGACUUCGCCGGGCGACGAUGCCCCUUGAUCACGUGCUCCGCGUGUCUGACGCCCCGCCACCGGCGGCGGCGGAGGCUGAGGAGGAGGAGGAGGAGGAGGAGUCGGGUUCUCCGUCGGCGAGCCCCCCCAUCCUGCUCCUCCCGCCGGACGCCCUCCACAACGUCCUCGGCCGCCUCCCCCUCCGCCAGGCUCUCGCCUGCCGCCCCGUCUGCCGCCUCUUCCGCGACGCCCUCUCAUGCCCUCCCUUCCUCGCCGCCCUACCGCCGCUUCGCCUCCUCGCCCUACGCCACCCCCGCGCCGCCUCACACGUCCCCUCUCUCCACGCCUUCGACCCCGCCUUCGGCCGCUGGCUCCGCCUCCCCCUCUCUUUCCUUCCUUUCCCCUCCUCCUCCCCCGUCACGGCCUCCCCCUCCCUCCUCUACCUCUGGGCCGACACCUCUCCCGCCCCCUCCACCGCCGGCGACACCAAGAACCCUAGGUCCCUCGUCCUCUGCAACCCGCUCGCCCGGUCCUACCGCGUCCUUCCCCCGCUCGGCUCCGCGUGGUCGCGCCACGGCACAGUCCUCGCCGGCCCCGGCGGCGCCGCCCUCGUCCUCACAGAGCUCGCCGCCCUUGCCUACUUUCCUGGGGAGGACCGGUGGCUCAAGUUCUCCCUCAACCUCCCGUCGAAGCCCCGGAGCCCGAUUCUGAUGGGCGGCGCCGUGUACACCCUCUGCGACGUCGGAACGCCGUGGCGGAGCCAAUGGAAGCUCUUCUCCUGCGGGCUUCGCGACCUCGGCGGGCCCCGCGGGUGGGCCCCGAUCGAGCGGCACGAGUGGGGGGACGUGUUCGACAUCCUGAAGCGGCCCCGGCUGCUCCCCGGGGCGGGGAGCGGCCGGAUCCUGAUGAUCGGAGGGCUGCGGUCGUCGUUCGCGAUCGACGCGCCGUGCUCGACGGUCCUGAUCUUGAGGCUGGAUCUGGCGACGCUGGAGUGGGAUGAGGCCGGCAGGAUGCCGCCGGAGAUGUACCGGUGCUUUGGCGGCGGCGGCGUGGGGCCGGGGCCGGUGGCUGCGACGGCGGCGGCUGCUGGGGGGAAUAACAAGGUGAAGGUGUUCGGAGGGGACGGGAGGGUCUGGUUCUCGUGGAAGAGGGUGAGGGGAAAACUGGCAAUGUGGGAGGAAGAGGCCAUCGGUGGGUGGAGGUGGGUGGAUGGUGUUCCAGGGUACAAUGAAGGGGUGUACAGAGGAUUCGUGUUCCAUGCUGGGUUCACUGCCAUGCCCUGAACCGAUCAUGAAACUGGGUAUUGCACCAACCCGACUCUGGCUCCAUGGAAGCCCUCUCUAGCAAUGUUGCUUAUUUGUAUUGAAACAAACAUGAGGAAGUCGGAAAAUGCAGAUGAAAAAUCUGAGAUGGACAAAGCAGCAAUUGCAUCACAGGCGAGCCAUUGCAAGAGGUGAUGUUGCAGUUCUUUUGCCUUCUUAUAGCUUCAGCUCGCAUGAAACUUAUUGAUGUUCUGCUUGAUAAUUUCUUGAGACUGAUGAGAGUGGAGAUAAACGGUCAUAUCGUAUAAGUUAAUAUAAUGAUUUGAGACACCGAUAAAUCUGUGUUUAUAUUCUUUUCUUGAAUGGUUCAGUAAACUUGAAGCAUUUGCUCAGAUCUCAGGGAAAAGACUGUUUGGUCUGGUAAACCCAGUUGCUUGAUGAAAAGAAGUUUGUCAUGUUAGAUUCAAGCAACUAGUUAAAUCAUUAGGCCAGUGGGCCAAGUUCAAUUGUUGAAAGAAUAAAUGACAGGUGAUGGGAAUUUGCACGCCUA
This is a messenger RNA of Phoenix dactylifera (date palm), 1874 nucleotides long. RefSeq names its product SKP1-interacting partner 15-like. Lineage: Eukaryota; Viridiplantae; Streptophyta; Magnoliopsida; Arecales; Arecaceae. Gene Ontology annotation, molecular function: protein binding. The record is from RefSeq and is a predicted model, not a curated record.